AUAAAAAGGACGCUCUUGGACCAGAGCUGCCAGACCAGCAGGACAGCCCACUCAGCUCCUCACUGUGCACUACAGGGUCCUAGUUAUUUUUAACAGUUUAGAAAGGUUCGAAUCAACUUGGCUGUCCACCAUGUCUUACCGUGGGAAAAAAAGAAGGGGUGAACAAAGACGUUACGGCUUCUUCCAUUGUGACAUCUGUGACCUAGACUGGGAGAGCUCUCAUGUCUACGUCGCUUACGGCACAGAUGACGCACUGUACGAACAGGAGUGCAAGAACUGUGGCACGGCCUAUUACCCCGACUAUGUGGAGCGACUCCGCUGCCGCGACUGCCAGGAGGUUGACUGCACUUGCUCCGAUAAGGAACGCCACGUGGACCCCUUCAAGCCUCACCUUGAAGAGCACUGCCUCCGGUGCCGCUCUGGGCGCAGAUGCGUCCCGAAGCGCUACCGCUGACGUCAUCAGUGCUGUCCUGCAGGCUGCUGGCAUAAACCCUCGUUUGUCAUCGACACUCUUUAAUAGACGUUUCCUAACAAGUUGUUUGUGUUAACGAAUAAUUAGUACUUUUUUAUGUGGUUUUUUUUUUUCAAACCAGACAAUAUUUUAAUUUUUACAGCUUCAUAGUAGGCGCUUUAUUCUUCGUUCUGAAAACUUCUUUUUAUAUUAUUGUAAUAAUGAAUAAGGAAAAUUUCGUGUUGUUUUCAACCCAAACAAAAAUAAUUCUAUUUCUGUAAGGCUUCAUAGCUGCUACUAACUUUUCUCAUUACACUUAUUAAAUGAAUGUAAAAACGAACAAUAAACUGUGUUUUAUUAUC
This is a messenger RNA of Pomacea canaliculata, 813 nucleotides long. Its product is annotated as zygote arrest protein 1-like. Gene Ontology annotation, molecular function: mRNA base-pairing post-transcriptional repressor activity. Gene Ontology annotation, biological process: translation. The record is from RefSeq and is a predicted model, not a curated record. Lineage: Eukaryota; Metazoa; Mollusca; Gastropoda; Architaenioglossa; Ampullariidae. Gene Ontology annotation, cellular component: cytoplasm. The transcript is spliced from 3 exons. Bases 131 to 454 code for a protein of 107 amino acids.